This is a messenger RNA of Spinacia oleracea (spinach), 2826 nucleotides long. RefSeq names its product protein FAR1-RELATED SEQUENCE 5-like. Gene Ontology annotation, molecular function: zinc ion binding. The coding region runs from base 792 to 2663 and encodes 623 amino acids. The record is from RefSeq and is a predicted model, not a curated record. The transcript is spliced from 5 exons. Lineage: Eukaryota; Viridiplantae; Streptophyta; Magnoliopsida; Caryophyllales; Amaranthaceae.
UCCAGUCUAGUUGGAGUGUGUAAUUUACUCUUGAUGCAUUGUUCUUUUCUAAUAGGUACUGUUGUUUUUUAUUCUUUAUUGGUUGUUCUUUUAUAUCUGCCCAAAUUGUUCUUUUAAGUUUUAAUGUGUUCUUUUGAUUGACUAAUUGAUUGUUCUUUUAACUCUUCUUUGAUUGUUCUUUUCAUGCCUAGUGUUCUUUUCAGUCUACAUGGAUUGUUCGUUUACUCUGUGCAUUGUUCUUUUUAAUGGCUACUGUUCUUUUAAGUUCUUUUGUUCUUUUCUUUUUCUGAUUUUUUUUAUUUUAUAAAUUUCCAGAUAUAUUAAAUAAUUCAGUUAAUAAUUCAGAACAAAAUGAUGCUAAUGAGGAUCCAGAAUCCUAUGUGGUUAUUGGCCAAGAUUUUGAAGAACCAGUUUCAUUAGAGGGAAGUGUAGUUAAGGAUGAUGAUGAGGCGUAUGAGUUAUACAACAGUCAUGCAUUUAGGAAUGGUUUUGGUACUAGGAAGGGUAAAAAGGAGUAUAGAAGUGGUACUAGAAUAGUUCGACAACGGUUUUUUGUUUGUGCAUACGAGGGGUUUAAAAAUCCAGAUGGUGUUGUGCCUAAAUCCUUUAAAAAAAUUGAUAGGAGAACUGGAUGCAAGGCUUCAGUUCAGUUUGAUGUUGAUAAGAAAACUGGAGUGUAUGUUCUUUCUAAACACCUUAUUAGGUCACAUAGGCACAUUUCAAAAGAACAAUUGGCUUUUCUUACUACUUUUACUUGUAGUGGCACGAAGCUUGCUGAUGUUCUUAGAGCUAUGAGGAAAGAAGUUGGUGGUGAGGCGAAUUUAGGGUUCACUGUUCCUGACGCGUAUGAUGCUGUUUUGGCAGAGAAGAAGAAAAAGUUGGAUGGUUGUGAUUCAAAUCAGUUGAUCAGAUGGUUCGCUAUGAGGCAAGCUAAAGAACAUGAUUUUUAUUAUGAUUUUCAAUUGAAUGAAGAGAAUCAGUUGAUCAAUUUUUUUUGGAGAGAUGGAAGAAUGCGGUCUGAUUAUGAAGCUUUUGGUGAUUUAUUGAUUCAUGAUACAACUUAUCGUACUAAUAAAUACGAUAUGAUUUGUGGGCCUUUUGUUGGAAUGAAUCUUCACACUCAAAAUAUCAUGUUUGGAGUGGGUUUUAUAUUGAAUGAGAAGGCAGGUACUUUUGACUGGCUUUUUAAUUCUUUUUUGACUUCAAUGGGAGGGAAGCAACCUGUGACUAUCAUGACUGAUCAAUCUUCUGCCAUGGACAAGGCUAUAAGGGAAGUGUUUCCAAAAUCGAGGCAUCGUUUGUGUACAUGGCACAUAGGGGAAAAUGCUGUUGUAAACAUCAAAGGUGUUAUGGCCAAAGAAGGUUUCAAACGUCGGUUUGAUUAUGUUUUGAAAUAUACUGACACAGUUGCUGAGUUCGAGCAUUAUUGGAAUAGUCUUAUGACUGAUUACAAUUGCAAGACACACAAAUGGAUAGAGAGGUUAUAUGAUUUGAAAGAGAAAUGGUGUCCUGCAUAUAACAAAGAGUGGUUUUCUGGGGGUAUUUUAUCUUCUCAAAGGAGUGAGACGACAAAUCAUUCUAUUUCUAGGAGGUUGCAUAAAACGAAUGGUUUAUGUGAUUUUUAUAAGUGUUUUUUAGAUGUAAUUGAUGAAUGGAGAAGUAAGGAGAACAAGGGAGAUUAUAAUUCUUCUACUGGAAAUAGAUAUUACGCAUGUGCGGAUAACAUGUUAUGUUUGCAUGCGCGGGAUGUGUAUACCAUUGCAAUAUAUUUGAUAUUUGAGCAACGAUUCAUCAAAGCAAUUGGUUUGAGGUGUCAACGCAUUUCCUAUGAGUUUCCAGUUUCUAAGUACAUUGUUGGGCAUCCUACAAAGGAUUUUAUUAGACAUGUUGUGAUGUUUAAUGAGCAAGAGUUGGUUGUUGAUUGUACUUGCAAGUCAUAUGGAGAGAUAGGAGUUCUUUGUUCUCAUAUUCUUCGAGUUUUCAUUGUCCAUAAUGUUGAAGAGAUUCCCAAACAAUACAUUAUGAAGAGAUGGACCAAAAAGGCUAUGAACAUGAUUGUUGAAGAAGGAGAAGAUAGAGAUAAUGAAGUAAGUGUUGUUUCUGCUUCAGUUUGGAGGAUGCAAAGCAUAAGAAAUUGCAUUAAAGUUAUAAAUGAAGCUCAACAUUGUCCGGCUGCAAGGAAGCUUAUUGAUUUGGGUGUGUUGGAUAUGUCAUGCAAAGUGAAGGAGUAUAUUGGUGGUGUUGAAGGGGAUGGUAAUGUAUCAAACAAGUAUGUGCGAGAAGAAACUCUACUUGAUGGCAUUGAGCCUUCAACAGACACAGUUUUGCCGGAUGUUGUUGAACCGAUUGCUGAAAAAGUCAUUCCAACAAUGAUUCAAAAUCCACCAAAGCGAAAGAGGAAGAUUAAGAACGGGACUGAAAAGGCUAAAGAGAGGAAUGUGAGACCUAAAGGAAUUGUUGAGAAGAAACGCAAUAAACUGAAAGGUUGGAACAAGAGAAGAGAAAGACAUGUUGAUAAUUUGAGGGAGGAAACUCAGUCUACUGAUCAGUGUAUCAUAAAUUUACCUGUUGGUGGGGUUUUGGUUCAUCCAACAUCUUCAAAUUCACAAUUGGAAGCAUAUGUUCCAGAUGAUUAUUUUGGAGUACACAUACAACCUUUGUAGAUUCAUUUACGAUUGGUAAUAUUUUUAUUUUUAGUUUGUUGUGUUUUUAAUCAUUUGUUUUUGUAUUCUCAACAAUGUUCUUUUACUCUUUUGAUGUAUAUUUUUACGGGCUACUGAUGUUUGGCUCAUUCAAUAUUUUGAAAUGAGAAUUUUUAGUUGUAUA